Messenger RNA from Pogoniulus pusillus (Red-fronted tinkerbird), 1796 nucleotides. It is a transcript of the gene TMEM51, whose product is annotated as transmembrane protein 51. The transcript is spliced from 3 exons. The record is from RefSeq and is a predicted model, not a curated record. NCBI's taxonomy places the organism in Eukaryota, Metazoa, Chordata, Aves, Piciformes, Lybiidae. The coding region runs from base 307 to 1062 and encodes 251 amino acids.
GGAGCUUCUUCGCUCCACUUCUGCUUGCCUCCUCCUCUGUGCAGCUCCCUGGCCUCCGCCCCACCCGCAGUCUCCCUGUGCUGCCCCGGGGCCGUCCCCCGGCUGAGGCCAGGUCCUGCAAGCACCGCCCCGGGAGGGCAGGGCAGAGCUGCGGGGGAGCGGCUCGGCCCGCACUGUGCCGCCGGGACCCGCCGCCGUCGGUGCCAGGAGAGCUUGCUGCCUGCCCAGGGAGGGGUCCACAUGUAUGCCAGUGGGCCUGCAGCCCUGUGAGGCAAGGACAGCUCAGGCCAGCAGCCAGCAGCAGCCAUGGCCCACUCCCGGGACAAUGGCUCACACUACGCCCUGACAGCCAUCGGGCUGGGCUUGCUGGUCCUUGGCAUCAUCAUGGCCGUCUGGAACCUGGUGCCUGGUUUUGGUCCCCCCGACAAACCCACUGCCCAGGCUGGCAACAGCAGCAAGCCUGACCGUGGCACUGGAGGUGUCCUGAAGAGCAAGACUUUUUCGGUGGCCUAUGUGCUGGUGGGAGCAGGAGUGCUGCUGCUGCUGCUCUCCAUCUGCCUCAACGUCCGCGACAAGAAGAGACAGAGCCAAGAGAUUGUCCACGUGCAGCGCCAGGUGUCUGUGGAGCCCUCGCAGCAGGAGGACAGCCAAGAGGAGGAGGACGAUGACACAUCUUCCCAGUACUAUGUCCCCAGCUAUGAGGAGGUGAUGAACACAGGCUACUCUGAGUCCAGGGACUCGGACAGGAGCAACAGGAUCAGCAUUUCCCUGCCCUCCUACGAGUCUCUGACAGGGCUGGAGGAGAGCAGCCAGAGCCCUGGCGGUGCGGGCGCAGAGCCCAGCCCAGACCGGCAGCCUGGACGGCACAGCUCCCGUCUCAGCAAGCACCUCAAGCCUCUGAAGGUGCGCAGGAUCAAGUCAGAGAAGCUGCACUUGAAGGACAUCAGGCUGAACAUCACCCAAGGGAACAGCACUGCUCCCAUCACCAUAGAGCCCUUGACCCCACCGCCCAAGUAUGAGGAGAUCCAGGACAAAGUGCCAGGGAGCCAGCAAAUGACUUAGGAAGAAGAGGGAUUCUGCAAUGCUGCUGGGCUUUUGGGGAGGGGGGGGGUUGGAAAGCAACCACGCUCAGAGGGGCUCGGUGUGUGGGGGUGAAAAAGCAGUCAGGGCUCCCUGGAAGCUGUGACAUGGAGGGCAUGAUGGGUCUGAAGCACCAUGGCAUGGGGCCAGGAUGAGCUUUUCCCAGUCUGGAGCUUUACAAAAGGCUGUGGGGAGAGAAACCUGAAUGCCAGUGAAUCUGCUGCUCUGAAGUCAGUGGAGGCUGGAGGUACCUAAAGGGUAAUUUGUGGCCUUUUCCAGAAGGACCAGCAAAGUAUCUUCUUGCCUUCCCCUCCUUGUGCCAGCAAGACUAUUCUGAACCGUCGAACGGAUGAUGAAGGAAUGGGAAAGAACAACAUUUCUCUUGUUUUGGUGCCUUUUCUUUAUGAGCAAGGGAAACUGUUGCCAGAGUAGCACUGCAGCUUUCACCCGCUCCCAUCCAGGGCUAGGAUGGUGGCCCAGGGCCAGCCCAAAUUCCUGCCAAGGUCUGUGCUUUGCUGGUGGGAAGUGGACUGAAGCAAGCCCUGUGCUCCUUGGGGAGAAGGAUGGAUUUCUUGCCUCAGCUUCAUGUUCCAGUACAAAGAGAUGAGCCACUUGAGGUAAGAGAAGUCCAAGGGGUUGGGAGCUGUGAGGACAUCACUGCCAGGAGGCGAAAUGACUGUGAGCUAGACCUGUUCUAAAUAAAUGUUUUGUACUCU